AUGGUGGGCGGGGGGUUCUCCAUCGGCGCCGCCCUCAUGGGCGCCAUCUCCUUGACGGUGCCCAGGCCCUUAAUAUUCGAUCCGACUAACAUCAUCUACAGCUUCAAGCUGGGCCUGGAUGGUGCCGGGGCAAACGAAGGAUAUGACCUUCUGCGGGGUGCCGGAGGACGCGCCCCCAAAAUAGUGGUUUUCGACAAUCAUGGCACGCAGAUAGGCCAGACCAAGAAGCAGGCUAAAUGUGGCGACGGAGAAGAUCACUGCGUGGAAGUGGUCAAAAAAAUCAAGAAGCAGCCCGCCUACGCGAUGCUCCUCGGUCAGGACAAUCCCAUUUGCCUCGCUGCUGCCAGUGUCACAUACCCCAGCGGAGACAGGUAUGCAUGGGUUGGAAACUGGGCACACACUUGCAACAAGGCAUGGUACUUUUCCGACAUUGACGCUCACCACACCAACGGUUCUGUCAAGCUUCUUUGCGCAUGGUUGGGCUUUGAUGGCUACAAGAACAAUUACUCGACCGGCAUUCGAAUCCAUUUCCCCGAGUUUGCUAAGGGGUUUGCCGGUAAUGGAAACAAUGCGACCUAUUACUGCCAGCACAACAACACCGCCCUUGCCUUUUUCAACAACCGCGGCCCCAAGUACUUCAACGGCGACAAUGAGCAGGAGCACAGGGUCAAUGAAAAGGACAAGAAGGAGCAGGACAAGAAGAACAAGGGCAAGAGAUCUGCCGACAUGAAGACUCAAUCCGUCCGGUCUUACCGUGCUGCCCACUCGGCCAAGGUUUUGUGCGACAGCUCUAGUUCCGCGGGCCCAAGUCUUGUUUCUGUCCAUGAGCGAUCCUUCUGCCACAUGCCCGACAAGGUUCUUUACCACUUUUGCGAGGAUGUCUCUGUUGGUUCCUGCUGGGACCACAAGGCGCAUGCCUUUGGUGCCAAAGGUCCUCGCGCGAUGCAGGCUCGGGCUGCCUUGCCCGACGUCGAGUUCGAUAAGCCAACUGUCUGGGGGGGAAAUUAG
Metarhizium brunneum ARSEF 3297 is the source of this 1008-nucleotide messenger RNA. RefSeq lists its product as uncharacterized. The record is from RefSeq and is a predicted model, not a curated record. NCBI's taxonomy places the organism in Eukaryota, Fungi, Ascomycota, Sordariomycetes, Hypocreales, Clavicipitaceae.